Paramacrobiotus metropolitanus is the source of this 2314-nucleotide messenger RNA. Its product is annotated as soluble guanylate cyclase 88E-like. The record is from RefSeq and is a predicted model, not a curated record. Gene Ontology annotation, biological process: response to oxygen levels; nitric oxide-cGMP-mediated signaling; cGMP biosynthetic process. Gene Ontology annotation, molecular function: oxygen sensor activity; heme binding; guanylate cyclase activity. The transcript is spliced from 17 exons. Lineage: Eukaryota; Metazoa; Tardigrada; Eutardigrada; Parachela; Macrobiotidae. Bases 134 to 2041 code for a protein of 635 amino acids. Gene Ontology annotation, cellular component: guanylate cyclase complex, soluble.
CUUGAGCAUGUAAUAAUAUAACAGCGACAGGCAGCCAGAAAAUUGGUAGUGUGUACUGUGUAGUGUUGUGUGUUCUGCGUGUAAAUGCCUGAUCCCACCGACUACUUGAUUAUUUCAACAGCUGUCGCCCAAAAUGUACGGCAUGGUCAUCCAGUCUAUGGCGGCCUAUCUGCAGCAGACCUAUGGCGAUCUGCUGUAUCAAGAGGUCAUCGAAUGUGCCGGCAUUCCGGUGACGGUUUUCAACACGCACGAAGUCUACCCGGAUAAGUAUGUAAAGGCGCUGGUACAGACCGCCGCCCGGGUGCUGGAGGAGGACAAAGAACCGGCGUUUUAUUUGGAGAUUUUCGGGAGGAUGUUCGUCUUGUAUUGCCAUACAUAUGGACACGACAGGAUUCUUCGCGUGUCGGGCCGGCAUUUUCGUGAUUUAAUUCGCAACAUGAACCACCUCCAUCACUGCAUGCGCUACAGUUAUCCCCGCAUGAUCCAUCCAUCCUUCGUGGUUGUCGCUGAGGAUGUAUCCGGUAUGGUGCUGCAUUAUGAAUCGGUGCGGCAAGGCUUCGCUCCCUAUGUCACCGGUCAGUUGAAAGAAUUAGCCACUAACAGCAAAUUCUUCAAUAAGCCCUACUUCAAUGUCAGCGUGAUGGAAGAGCGCGAGCUGUCACAGCGUGGAUCCUAUCUGUCAGUAUUACGUCUGGAUUUCCCCAAUACCGGAUAUGCAGGCUCAAUAUCCGGUUACAAUCGCCAGUUUACACCCCGGUUCCCCUGCCUUAACUCGCAGACAUUUUUCAAUAUUCUUCCCUAUAGUCUCUUUCUGGACGAACAGCUGAUAGUCAAGAUGUGCAGUAUCCGGCUGCAACGGUUGUUCGAAGACAAAGUUGCCGGCCGACCGUUGGCGGAGUUUUUCCGACCAGCGCAACCCACUUUUAAUUUGACAUUCGAAGAGAUUUUACACUUGCAAGAUGUCGUCAUCGAACUGGAAUCGGUGCCCACUAUAUGCGUGGAAAAUCCUUACACCAAACAGAAAUUCCUGUCACCUCACCGAGUACUGCUCAAGGGAGAAUUCAAACAAACUGCCACCCAGCGCGUCCUAUUCAUAAGCUCAACGCCAACACUCAAUGACCUUUCCGAUUUAGAGCGCAUCGGCUUCUAUCUGAGUGAUCUGCCGCUCCACAGCGGAUCCGCGGAUUUGGCCGCGUGCGGGUGGCAUUCCCAGCAGAACACAUUCCGACAUUUUCAAAAAGAAGCAGAAAAAAGCAAACAGCUGGAAGAUUCACUGAGGAAGUUAGACGAAUGGCAGCGGCGUGGUGAUUCUUUGCUGAUGUCCAUGAUACCGAAGCACAUAAUCGAAAAAAUGAUGGAUACAGGAGAACAUUAUUUUUGUGAGCCGUAUGAUGAGGUCACCAUCAUGUUUGUUCGAUUAUUUGACUUCAACGUAGUUUGUUUCCAAAAUUCCCCAACAGAAGUUGUGAAGGUCGUGAGUGAAUGCUGGAGUGCACUGGAUACUCUAACUGAUAAUUAUGACGUGUUAAAAGUGGAAAAUCGAGGCGAAGAGUACAUGGUCGCCAGUGGGAUUCCAGAUAAAAACGGCAACCAGCACGCCAGCGAAACCGCUAGUCUAGCACUGCAAAUCAUGCAGACGGUUAUGGACAUGGACUUCGCCCCGCUACCCGAUCGCAAACUGCAGAUCAGAAUCGGGAUCAAUUCCGGGCCGGUUGUGGGGGGUGUUGUUGGACUGCAUUUGCCUCGAUUCUGCAUAUUCGGGGACACCGUAAACACAGCAUCCAGAAUGGAAUCUUCCGGCAUGCCUUUCCGGAUUCAGUGUAGCGAGACAACAAGAAACAUUCUGGUCACAACCGGUGAUUUUGAGAUGAAAAAGCGUGGAAUUAUGAAAAUCAAAGGAAAAGGUGAAAUGAUGGUCUACUGGCUUGUGAGUAAACACGGAUCGGAUUUUGGUAUUGAAAUCGAAGACCAUGCACUGCUUUCGUUGACUACAAGCACUUCUUAUCUGAUUGAGCCCGGUCCUCCGUCACCGGCAUCUUAAAGGCCGGUUUGCUGAAGGCCUGCCUACCUGCUCGCCCUUUUUUAGGCGGUUUUAACACGACACAAAAUCUGCGUGUUGCGAUUUCUUACUAGGAGUAUUUGGAUGUUGCCUAACGCUGGGACGAUGAGAAGAUUAAGCUACCCAAUCACAGCAGUAUAUCUUACCAUUGGUUAGACUUUACUGAGCUCUGAUUGUUGUUAAAAAACUUGGAUUACAAGUUACGGCAAAGGGCACGCAUACCCAUUAGAAGGGUUCUAAAUUUUGUAAACAAAG